Daphnia carinata is the source of this 843-nucleotide messenger RNA. RefSeq names its product large ribosomal subunit protein eL15-like (gene RpL15). The coding region runs from base 153 to 767 and encodes 204 amino acids. Lineage: Eukaryota; Metazoa; Arthropoda; Branchiopoda; Diplostraca; Daphniidae. The transcript is spliced from 5 exons. Gene Ontology annotation, molecular function: RNA binding; structural constituent of ribosome. Gene Ontology annotation, biological process: cytoplasmic translation. The record is from RefSeq and is a predicted model, not a curated record. Gene Ontology annotation, cellular component: cytosolic large ribosomal subunit; ribosome.
UUGAGACUGAAUUGUUUAAAUUUGGCAUUUUUGUCAGAAGCUUAAGUUAAGGUGGCAACGUCGUCCGUUAUUCAUGUUCUCUUUCUCAUUGGACAUCUUUGCUUAGGACUAGGACAAUUGUGGAGCUGCCACGGUUGUUUUUCUAGAUCAACAUGGGUGCAUACAAGUAUAUGCAAGAGUUGUACCGCAAGAAGCAGAGCGAUGUUAUGCGUUUCUUGCUUCGCAUGAGGUGUUGGCAGUACCGCCAGCUUCACCGUGUGCACAGGGCACCCAGGUCCACCAGGCCUGACAAGGCUCGUCGCAUGGGAUACCGUGCCACUCAGGGUUUCGUCAUCUACCGCGUUCGAGUUCGUCGUGGUGGUCGCAAGCGCCCAGUUCCCAAGGGUUGCACCUAUGGUAAACCCAAGGGCCAUGGUGUCAACCACUUGAAACCCACUCGCAACCUUCAGGCUAUUGCUGAAGAACGUGUCGGACGUCGUUGUGGUGGACUUCGCGUCCUCAACUCUUACUGGGUCGGCCAAGAUUCCACUUUCAAAUUCUACGAAGUUAUCCUCGUCGACACUGCCCACAAGGCCGUCCGUCGCAACCCCAAGACACAAUGGAUUGUCAACCCUGUACACAAGCACCGUGAGCUUCGUGGAUUGACCUCAGCCGCCAAGAAGUCGCGAGGUUUGGGCAAGGGACACGGUUUCUGCCAGACAAAUGGUGGAUCUCGUCGUGCCACCUGGAAGAGGCGCAACACUCUUUCCCUCCUCCGCAAACGUUAAAUGGAAUCCAAGUGUUGUGGUUGUAUCUUGCUCGAGUUGUGCGCUUGUUCAAUACAUCUACUUGACCAGCUCGCAA